AUGGAAAUCGUCUCGGACAAUCCAUCAAAGGUGUCGCGACACUGGCGCCGAAGAACUGAUGUCAUGGUCACGCGCGCUUGCGUCACAGAAACACGCGGUGCGCUUGGGCGCUCGACCUGCCGCGGUGGGCCAAGCGCCACUAACAUUCGUGCCCCAAACAUUGGUCCCGCUGAACACUCAUCUGGCAACUGCGAAAUCUAG
Molecule: messenger RNA, 201 nt
Organism: Arctia plantaginis
Lineage: Eukaryota; Metazoa; Arthropoda; Insecta; Lepidoptera; Erebidae
Source: the annotation of a GenBank genome assembly